This is a messenger RNA of Octopus bimaculoides (California two-spot octopus), 3982 nucleotides long. RefSeq lists its product as uncharacterized. NCBI's taxonomy places the organism in Eukaryota, Metazoa, Mollusca, Cephalopoda, Octopoda, Octopodidae. Gene Ontology annotation, biological process: regulation of transcription by RNA polymerase II. Gene Ontology annotation, cellular component: nucleus. The record is from RefSeq and is a predicted model, not a curated record. Gene Ontology annotation, molecular function: DNA-binding transcription activator activity, RNA polymerase II-specific; RNA polymerase II cis-regulatory region sequence-specific DNA binding.
AUUUUUUUUUGUAAUGGAAGGAAAUAUUAUCCAUGCAUAACAAUUAUAAUUGAAUUUUUUUCUUCAUUUCAAUGUGCGUUAAAAAGAAAAUUAUUAUUCUGGUAUAAUCUUUGGAAUCUGGUGAACGCGUUAUUCUUAAAUUGUAUUUAAAAAUUAAAGUUAAAAUUUUUUUUUAAUGUAGUAAUAAUAAAGAAGUCAUUUGGGUAUUAUUAAAGGGACACAAUCACAGUACACACACAUACCCAAUACACUUUUCCUGAUUGAUUUUUUUUUCCAGCCACUUGAGAAAACGGAACAGGUAGAAUAUAAAAUGAUACUGGUUUAACAUAUUUACAUCAAAUGCAGAAUCAAUAUCAUCUUUUAAAGACUAAACAAACCUGUCAUAUUCAACAUAUAAACCUAUUUGUAUUGAGACUUGAUUUACAGUCUCGAACAUGCACAAGAUCAUCAUCAUUUAAAGUCCAUUUUCCAUGAUGAAUUUGCAUUCUAAUUAAACUUGGUCAAAUUUACAAAGGAGUUUCGUGAAUCUUCAGAUAUCAACAAGAACGAGAAAAAUAUAGUGUUGUGUGAGGAGAAAAAUUAUGGAAAAUGAAUUAUAUGAAAACAAAUCUAAAUUUAAUUCACUGUCUAACAGUAUUGAUUUUCCUGAUUUGAUGCUGAAAAAGAUAAGGAAAUCAUCAUACCAUUGCGAUAUCUGUAAAAAGUCAUUCUCUAAGAAGGGUAAUCUAACUACUCACAAGCGUAUUCAUACAGGCGAAAAGCCAUAUAAUUGUGAUAUCUGUGGUAAAUCAUUCUCUGAAGGCAGUAAUUUAACUAAGCACAAACGCAUUCAUACAGGAGAGAAACCAUAUCAUUGUGAUAUCUGUGGUAAAUCUUUCUUUCAAAGAGGUCACUUAAGUACUCACACACUCAUUCAUACAGGAGAGAAGCCAUACCCCUGUGAUAUCUGUGGUAAGUCAUUCUCUGGAAAAGGAGAUUUAACUAAACACAAGCGCAUCCAUACAGGGGAAAAGCCAUAUCACUGUGAUAUCUGUGGCAAAUCAUUUACUGCAAGAAGUAACUUAAAUACACACAAACAUAUUCAUACUGGAGAAAAACCAUAUCACUGUGAUAUCUGUGAUAUAUCUUUCUCUCGUGGAAGUACUUUAACUGUACACAACCGACAUAUUCAUACAAGAGAGCAGCCAUAUUGCUGUGAUAUAUGUGGUAAAUCAUUCUCUGAAACAAGUCACUUAACUAGACAUAUACGUAUUCAUACAGGAGAGAAACCGUAUGACUGUGAUAUUUGUGGUAAAUCAUUUUCUGCAAGGAGUAACUUAACUACUCACAGACAUAUUCAUACCGGAGAGAAACCAUAUCACUGUGAUAUCUGUGGUAUAUCUUUUUCUCAGACAAGUCAUUUAAAUACUCACAAACAUACUCACACUGGAGAGAAACCAUAUCAAUGUGAUAUUUGUGAUAAGUCAUUCUCUCAGACAAGUCAUUUAACUAUUCACAAACGUAUUCAUACAGGAGAGAAGCCAUACCAGUGUAAUAUCUGUGGUAAAUCAUUCUCUCAAAAUAGUGAUGUAACUAAACACAAACGCAUUCACACAGGAGAAACUCUUUAUCAUUGUAACAUCUGUGGUAUACCGUUCUCUCACACUGCUGAAUUAACCAAACACAAACGCAUUCACAGUGAAGAAAGACCAUAUUAUAGUGAUAUCUGUGGUAAAUUAUUCACUGUAAGCAGUAAGCUGACUAAACACAGUCACAAUCACACAGGAGAGAAGCCAUAUCACUGUGAUAUUUGUGGUAGAUCAUUCUCUCUAACAAGUCACUUAACUGCUCACAAGCGUAUCCAUACAGGAGAAAAACCAUUUCAGUGUGAUAUCUGUGGUCGGUCAUUUUCUCAGACUGGUAACUUAACUAGACACAAGUAUACUCAUACAACUGAAAAAACAUAUGACUGAUGUCUGUAGUCAAUCAUUUCUUCUAAAAUGCUGCUUAACUAUAUGUCUGUGUAUUCAUUUCCAAGAGUAACGGGAUGAAUGUCAAAGUUUAUAAAAGGACAUCUAUAAAACUUUUACACAAAAUACUGGAAAGACCUAACUGUGAUAACAACAUCCCAGCACUAUUUAUAACCACAAUAUCUACAUUAUGACAUAAGAAAAGACAUUACUGACUUUGUAUAAUAGAUAAUUGAGAAUUCUCAAAAACCUGUGAUAAUAUUGUACAAUUUAUCUUACAAAUAGAAACAUAAACCAUAAAGGAUAAUAUUUUAUUGCAUUGUAAGAAGUUAUAUAUAUGAUGCUUAAUAUAUUCUGGAUCUUGUAUACAUCCAUUUUUGUAGCUUAUAUAUAUAUAUAUAUUUUGGUGCGAAAUUUAAUGGUCUCACAUGAAGGGAAUGAUUUGUUUAUCAGGAAGAUUUAUACAAUUUUUUUUUUUUAUUUAUUUAUAAUCUGAUUUCUUCAUGAUUUGAUGAUUAAACUGAAUGUUCAUUUGCAAGUGACAGUGUAACUUCAUUCAAUUUAAUGUAAAUGCUAUGUGUCAUAAUUUGCAAAUUAUUAUUUAACAUCCAUGUUCCUUACUGACAUGGAUUGGAUGAUUUGGCAGCUUAUGAUGUGUUCAAGGACUGCAUCAUACUCUACUGUCUAUUUUGGCAUGGUUUUUAUGUCCUUCCUAACACCAACUGUGAAGGCGCAAUGGCCCACUGGUUAGGGCAGCGUACUCACGGUUGGAGGAUUGCGGUUUCGAUUCCCAGACCGGGCGUUGUGUGUGUUUAUUGAGCGAAAACACCUAAAGCUCCACGAGGCUCCGGCAGGGGAUGGUGGCGAACCCUGCUGUACUCUUUCACCACAAUUUUCUCUCACUCUUACUUCCUGUUUCUGUUGUGCCUGUAAUUCAAAGAGUCAGCCUUGUCAGCCUUGUCACACUGUGUCACACUGAAUAUCCCCAAGAACUAUGUUAAGGGUACACGUGUCUGUGGAGUGCUCAGCCACUUGCACGUCAAUUUCAUGAGCAGGCUGUUCCAUUGAUCGGAUCAACUGGAACCUUCAACAUCGUAAGCGACAGAGUGCCAACAACAACAACACCAACUACUUUACAGUGUGAAAUUGGGUGGUUCGUGCUACCAUCACUUGUGAGAAUGCAGUUGUCAAGUUUUGUAAUUUGCUUAGCACAGGUAUAGGAACAAGGAUCAAAUAGCCAUAAACUGCAAAUUUCUAUUUCGUUGUUGCAGAGGCAUAACCAACAACAGAACAUAUGAGAAGGGGUAACAACAUCAACUAUAAUCUUGUGUGUCUCUGUUUAAUUUAAUCAACUGUAUCUUCGUUUUUUUUAAUUGCAAUAUAUAGAAAAAAAUGGACAAAUUCACAUUAAACUUGUGCAUGUUAUGUGACUGGCUGUUUUUAAUUAUCUAAGCAAAUGCUAUACAUUUGUUAUAUAUUGAUUAGACGUUCAAUACAUAACACUCACCACCUCAAUAAAAAAGUUGAUUCGUUGGGUUGCAGCUGGUACACAAUGGUUUUGUGAGGAAAUCCACUUCUCUUUUUUAUAAUAUUACUAGCAGAUAUACCUGGUAUUGCUUGAGAUUGAAAUGGCACAGUUUUUUAUUCUUUUACUUGUUUCCACUCAUAAGGCUUUGGUCAGCCCGAGGCUAUAGAGUACACUUGCCCAAGGUACCACACAGUGGGACUGAACCAUGUGGUUGGUAGACAAGCUACUUACUACACAGCCACAUAUAUAUAUAUAUACAUACAUAUAUACACACAUAUAUACAUACAGACUUAGUCUGCUGUGAUCAAUCUACAAACAAACAUAUAUAACAUGUAAGGGUAUAUUUUUUUACCCUCUAAAGAAAUUAUGCUCAGAAAUAUGAAUUUAAUCAUCAUCAUCAUCAUUUAACUGGCAUCAGCAACAUUCGGAUGGUGCUUUUUGUGUUUAUAAUUGAAACACCUGUAAGGGAUAAUGAUAAUUUAUUGCUGAUAAUAAACACUUAUUA